This is a messenger RNA of Lactuca virosa, 3165 nucleotides long. The record is from the annotation of a GenBank genome assembly. Lineage: Eukaryota; Viridiplantae; Streptophyta; Magnoliopsida; Asterales; Asteraceae.
UACACGUGUGUGUUCACACACUCGGUGCGAAGUAGGGUUUAAUAGACUGGGUUCCGCUUAACAGCUCUUUCUCUUUCUCCCACACCUAAGCCCCUCCUUGCUGUUUUUCUUUCGUUUGAUCCACAGGCACAAUCCCCAAAUCAAUCGAUCCAUUUAUAUGUCAAUAGAAACACAUCAAUCUCCAGUGUUUAAACCACACUUUUGAAUCGAUACAAUCUAUCAUGGCAGAAACUUUGAGCUUGAUUGAUAAGAAUACUAUCGUCACUCAAAAACCCAUUAAUCGUGAAAACCCAGGUGGUGAAUCGACUGAAUCUUUAGCUCCGGUGGAUAAAUCUCCUUUUAGAAGGAUUGAGUUUCACCUAGCCAGGAAGCCCUUCACCGGGUUCACUAAAGGAGGCGGCGAUGGGAGUUUUCGGCUUGAAACGCUCAAUCCUACCUCCACGAGCUCGAAUAAUACGUUUGGGAAUCAGCAGGGCGUUGGAUUGGAUAGUGUUGGUGGUGGGUCUUCGGGUAAGAAAAGAGAUGCAUCGGAGUUAGGAAACGGGUUGGAUCCAGAACUCAGUUUUGGAAUUACUUUUCGGAGAAUUGGUGCUGGUUUGGAGAACCUUGGGAAUACUUGCUUCCUCAACUCAGUACUCCAAUGUUUAACAUACACCGAGCCUUUAGCUGCAUAUUUACAAAGUGGAAAGCACCAAGUUACUUGUCAAAAAGCUGGAUUUUGUGCAUUGUGUGCUAUCCAAAAACAUGUCAGCUGUGCACUACAAUCUUCAGGGAGAUCAUUAGCACCCAAGGAUCUUGUUUCAAAUUUGCGUUGCAUAUCUAGGACAUUUAGGAAUUCAAGGCAGGAGGAUGCCCAUGAGUACAUGGUAAAUUUAUUGGAAUCAAUGCACAAAUGUUGCUUACCUACAGGAGUCCCUAGUGAAUCACAAAGUGCCUAUGAUAAAAGUUUAGUCCACAAGAUAUUUGGUGGUCGCCUCCGAAGUCAGGUGAAAUGCAUGCAGUGUAACUAUUGCUCUAACAAAUUCGAUCCAUUCUUGGAUUUAAGCCUGGAGAUAUUGAGAGCAGACACUUUGUAUAAAGCUUUUGCAAAUUUCACUGCUAAAGAACAGUUAGAUGGAGGGGCAAAACAGUAUCAGUGCCAACAGUGCAAGCAAAAAGUCAAGGCUUUAAAACAGCUUACAGUUCACAAAGCUCCCAAUGUCCUCACUGUUCACCUUAAAAGAUUCGGUUCCCAUAUGUCAGGCCAAAAGAUUGACAAAAAAAUCCAAUUCGGUUCUACUUUGGACUUGAAACCUUUUGUCACUGGUCCAUAUGAUGGGGAUUUGAAGUACACUCUAUAUGGGGUUUUGGUUCAUGCUGGUUGGAGUACACAUUCUGGCCACUAUUAUUGCUUUGUUAGGACAUCUAGUGGCAUGUGGUAUUCACUUGAUGACAAUCGUGUAUAUCAAGUGAGUGAAAAGAAGGUUUUUGAGCAGAAAGCCUACAUGUUGUUUUAUUUCCGUGAUCAAAAGAGUUUUCCAUCAAAGAAAACUACAGAUGUUGUUCAUCAGAAAGAAAAGAUUCCAAUGAAUAAUGGCCUCAGUGUAUCAAAAGAGACCCAAAAGAUUCCAAUGAGUAAUGGCCUCUGUGUAUCAAAGGAGACCCAAAAGAUUCCAAUGAUUAAUGGUUCCAGUGUAGUACCAAAAGAGACCCAAAUAUCCUCAAAUGUACAAAAAGAGACCCAAAUAUCCUCAAAUGUACAAAAAGAGACCCUAAUGGAUGCCAUUUUAAGUAAUGGAUCUUCAGUUACUGUUUUGAGAAAUGGGUUCAUUACGGGUGCAACAGAACAAAAAGAAAAGAGAGAGGAUUUGGUUCCAAAAAGUUCAGAAAGCUCAGUCAACUCCAAAAAUGGAGAUUUUAGUGUCCCGAUUAUGAAUCUUGGAAAUGCUGAAAGUAAAACAGAUAAGGGUGAAACUUUGAAGGAAAAUGGUGGAGGUGAGUCGGUUGUUGGUGGUGAUGGUCAAAAGGGGGCGGCAGUGGUGGCUGCAAUGGUAGUAGAUACACCAGACUUGCCAAAAAUGGAAAGUUUGACCAACAAGGAACCUCUUGACCAAAAACCCCACAAGAAAGCAAAGAACUUGCCAGAAAUGGGAAGGUUGACCAAGAAGAAGGAAGUUGACCGGAAACCCAACAAGAAAGUAAAAAACUUUUUGAAGUGCAAGAAAAUCAUAAGUAUGAAAUUCAGUGCAAAUGUUCUAAUGGGGACUUCAUUAAACCAAAGGAAGAAAAAGAAACAUAAGCAAAGCAAAAAGAUCAAGAAACUUGUUAAAGAAAACUUGGUCAAUGAAGGUCAACCUUCAUCUGAAAAAGUCAAAGCACAGGAUGUGGUCAAACCUCCAGUUGAUAAAGAAAAGUCGGUCAAUGAAGGUCAACCUUCAUCUGAAAAAGUCAAAGCACAGGAUGUGGUCAAACCUCCAGUUGAAAAUGGAUUCAAAGAGAGGGUUAAUAAAGAUGGAGCUGUUCUUGCAACAAAUGACUUAAAUGGUGUCUCAACAGGAAUCCAAUCAAAUCAUUUGAGGGAAAAUUCGACACAAAAAGAUUUGCUUCAUUUGCUUACAAGAGGUUUAGAUGACAGAAUUGUCCCUCGUUGGGAUGAAGGUGAAUCAACAACUUCUCAUAUAAGAGAAAGAAAACGGGAUCUCACCAUUGGUUACAUUGGAGAUGAAUGGGAUGACGAAUAUGACAGAGGAAAGAGGAAGAAAGUAAGGAUUUCAAAAACCGAAUUUGAUGGAAAGAAUCCGUUUCAAGAUAUUGCAAAUGAGAGGUUAAAAUCGGAAAAACCGAAUUUGUCGAAAAGACCCGUGAACAUGAAAAACGAGCAUUUUAAAAAGUCAACAUCUGGAAGACCUUUUAGGAUAUGAUGUGGAAAUUGUGACAAGUUUUUUGGUUGAUGAAAAUUGAGAAUUGAGAAUUGAGAAUGCCCGAGAUAAUUUAUGAGGUGUUUUCUUGGAAAUUAUUUUCCGAUUUGUAGAUUUUGCCCGAGUUUGUGAGGUGUGGGAGUAAUUUUAGUUUUGAUGUUUGAAAUUAGGGUUUUGAAUUAAGGUGGUGUAAUGACUUAUGACUACUUAUGAAACAUGGUGAAAAAUGUAUGUGUUUUGUAUUUUGUUUAAGAGGAUAUUGAACUCA